AUGAAGGUGGCCAUUGUUUUUGUUUUGCUCUUCGCCACAGUUCUCUGUCGGCCGGCGAAAAAAGUCAGCAGUUCAGAAAGCUCUGAAGAAGUGGUGAAAGCGGAUGCUCCUCUAACCAAUGAUGCAACUGUACAGAAUGCCGCAGCAACCACCAGCUCAGACGAGAGUUCAGACGAGGAGGGCACAGCAGCUCCAGACACAACUUCGUCCUCUGAUACAGCCUCUGUCGACAGCAAAGACAGUGACGAUGAUGAUGAUGAAUCAGACGUGAGUGAAACCGAUGAGGACGACGAGGAAUCUAGCAACAGCUCAGAGUCGGGCGAGUCCUCCACCGCUGCUACAGUGACAGUCACCCCCGUGAUCGUCACAGAGGAGCCCGUGGUUGAGACCACCCCCGAGCCCAUCCUGCCUACCAUCGUCACCGAUGCAGACUCAGGCCGCGGCGACAGCUUGGGAGGUUACCCAGGCGAUUACAAGUCCAUCGUCUACGUUGAGGACAAAUCCUACCACAAGGUUCCCGCUUACAAGUCCUACGAACUUGUCGGCGCAGGCAAGAAGAUGGCUUACGACAUGAACAACGGCAACGAGGUGGAGAAGACACUGAAAGUGUACAAGGCCCUUCAGAUCCACUCAGAUCUCCUGGAGGAAGAUACUAGCACCCCUGAUGUAGAAAGCCAGGGUCUGGACGCCACUCUGGACCAGGAUGCCAGCUUCCGCCAGGCCUCCCUCCCAGAGGAGAGCACUAGCUCCAGCGAUACUAGCAGCAGUGACGGUAGCAGCGACGCUAGCAGCAGUGACGGUAGCAGCGACGCUAGCAGCAGUGAUGGUAGCAGCAGCAGCGAUAGUAGCGCCAGUGAUGCCAGCACAAGCGAUAGCUCCAGUGCUCCAGAGGCAGAAGAGGAGGAGGAGAGCACCAGCGACAGCACCGCCAGCCCGGAGUCCGAGGACGAGGAGAGCAGCGAGGAGGCCACUGCCACGCCCGGAGCUUCUGACAGCGACUCAGAUGAGAGUGAGAGCUCUGAGAGUGACUCAGAUGAGGACAAGGCAGUACCUGACGCCACUACUGACAUGCCAGCUGUCAUUACUGCCAAAUAA
Messenger RNA from Scomber scombrus (Atlantic mackerel), 1095 nucleotides. RefSeq names its product secreted phosphoprotein 1 (gene spp1). Gene Ontology annotation, biological process: ossification; cell adhesion. The record is from RefSeq and is a predicted model, not a curated record. NCBI's taxonomy places the organism in Eukaryota, Metazoa, Chordata, Actinopteri, Scombriformes, Scombridae. The transcript has 7 exons. Bases 1 to 1095 code for a protein of 364 amino acids.